This is a messenger RNA of Rhipicephalus microplus (southern cattle tick), 703 nucleotides long. RefSeq lists its product as uncharacterized. NCBI's taxonomy places the organism in Eukaryota, Metazoa, Arthropoda, Arachnida, Ixodida, Ixodidae. The record is from RefSeq and is a predicted model, not a curated record.
AUUUUUUGGUCGCGCGACUGCAGUCGCAAAACAGUUUAACCAAUCAGCGAAGACCAGAAGUGACGUCAGUCUUUGUUUACAUCCGGUCUCCUCGUAUGUUUUUUUUUUUCCUCGUUGCGCUUGCCUACUGCCGUGAGGUACGAACGACACGUACGUUCCUCCAUGGAUUCUUCCUCGCAUCAGGCGAAUGCCACCACGGCCAGCUUUGGGUAGUCGGCCGAGCUCCUCAUCGACGCGACUAAAAUGUACCCAUAUCUGUAUGACAAGCGGCACCCUUCUUUUAAAGAUCGGACAAAGAAGGACCGGGCUUGGGCAGAUCGAAGCAUGUUCGGCAUGUCGAGUGUCCUUGUUGAGAAACGAUUUAAGAACCUGCGUGAUAUCUUCAAAAGGAAACAACACGACAUACGUGAAAAAACAAAGAAGUGGAGCCGGAGCAGCCGACAUUCCAACAAUAAAAUGGCCCCAUUUUGAGGCCAUGCUUGAAUUAAUGGAAGGAGAGUCUGAGCCUGUGGCCAGCCACAUCACAGCAGAAGAGGCUAACGAGAGAUCACCGCCUCGGCCAAGACAUGCAGCGGAACCGGAACGUACCCCUGAUACGGCUGAGGAGACUCGUGUCGACACCUGCAGCAAUGAGUAUCUUACAGGCCCUUGGUUAGGGCAUUGAGUAAGGGGGGCUAACAAAGACAUGUACAACAAGUAAAAG